Molecule: messenger RNA, 3459 nt
Organism: Halteromyces radiatus
Lineage: Eukaryota; Fungi; Mucoromycota; Mucoromycetes; Mucorales; Cunninghamellaceae
Exons: 6
Coding region: 81-3242 (1053 amino acids)
Source: RefSeq, a predicted model, not a curated record
UCUCUUUCUUCUUUUUAUAUCCUUAUUUAUUUAUUUUUCUUAUUUUAACUCUUUAUUAUUAUUACUAUUAUUUGUAUACUAUGGACUCAUAUCAAAGACCUGUUUUGAAUAACAGUCAAGAUAUGAUACAAGAACUUUUUGAAGAAAUCAAUGAAUAUCUUGGAGAUCAAGGCAAAUCUGAACAAGAACCUAUGACACCAUCAAUAUUAUCACCAUUCAAUCUGUCUACAGAAGGAGAUGAUGAUGAUGAUCAACAAAUUCAAGAGGAUGAAACAAAUACUCAAGAUGACCUAUCAAAUCACUCAAAAAUCAGCUCGCCAUCAACAUUACAGACUGCCAUGUUUGUAGAAUCUGACAAGGAAGAUAUUUAUGAUGAUGAUGACCAAAAUUAUACUGCUGACCCAACACAGAUCGAACAUCAUCAUGAUGAUCAAGUCGUAUGUUUGUGUUACAAAUGUAAAACCCAACAAUUAAAUGAUUCUUCUCAAGUAGACGAUAAUCAUUAUGCAACUACUUCAAUCCAAAAUCAAUUACAACCAUCAAUAUCAAAGCAACGUUUAUUACAAAGACCUAAAUCAACAACUUCUUUUGGUGUAGUCAGUAGUGCUAAACUUGCUCACAUUGCUGGUCUCGUCAAACAAACAUUAACUAGUACACCACGCGACUUGGGUCCUGAUGCAUACAACAAAAGACGACAUUCAACUUUGGAUACCAAUUUUUCUUCUAUUGUCAAAUCAUCUUUAUCACCAGUGAAUACAGUUUAUAACAAAAGUACUCAACGUGAUCAACAAUCCCGUCCUCCAUUAUUAUCAACACAUUCUUCUAACAAUUAUACCGAAAACAUAUCUCAAUCUAAUAAUGUGGAACGUCAAGAAAAUGAAGUAUACAAUGAUACCAAUGAUGAUGAUGAUCAUCAACAAUACACUAAUACUGUGAAUCUUGCUCCUACUGAUUGGCAUACAACAAAUGAAUUCGAUUCUUCUUCCUAUGAUGGCAAUAAUCAAUCUUUGGCUAGAAAUCUCCAAAAAGUCGAUCCCUAUCCAGGUGAAAAAGAACAAAUCUCUGGUAUACCUAACUUCUCGCCUUUACCUUUUCUCACUCCUAUCCAUCGCAUUGGUGAACCGCAUUCUAUUGUAUUACGUACCAAAAUGGCUAGAGAAGUUGGUACUCAUGAAGAUCGUAUUAAUGCUUAUAAUAAUGCGUAUUCUCAUUGUAUUAUGGCUAGAACUGAUAUGGUGCCUUGGAUCAAAAAACAAUAUAGCAAAGGACCCCCUGAUUUGGUGAUGAAUUAUACUCCAAAACCCAAAAAAUCAUCCAAGUCACUGUUUGGUAUCUUCAAACGUCACUCAAAAACCGGUGAUACAACAACAUCCAGUAACCUUCUGACUUCCAAUGCAAACAGUAAAUUAUCAAGACUUUCGGUAUCCUCAUCAAAAUCAUCUCUCUCCUUCCAACUAAUGCCAUCUGUUUCUCCUCAGCCAACACAAACACAGUCAAUGCCUUCCUUAUAUCAACAGGAACAACAGCAACAACAACAACAACAACUGAUGCAGAACAAUCAAGUGGAAUCCCUUUAUGAACAGCAAGAUGUUUCACCAGACAAUGCAACGACAUGUAAUUUACCAUCCUUCAACAAUAGAUCACAAAUAGAUGAUCACGUCAUACAACAAGCACAACAGGAACCUUGUAAUAACGUUGGAUCGCUUGAAAAGAAAAAGUCAAAAUCAUUCUCUUCCAUUGGUGAGCCUGUAUCCAUUUUGAAAAAACAUCCUUCUAUGACUAUGGACGAGCCGUCCUACAUCCCAAGAUCCAAUUUGAAUAACAAUUCCGAUGACUCUGGACCACAUUUGAAGAAAAAAUCCUCUACAACCAGCUUUGUAGAUGAACCUGUAACUACUUUGAAGAAAACUUCAUCAAUACCAAGUUUCAACGAUAUUCCAUAUACAUCUAGACCAAAGACAAAAUCAGUAUCACCAAGACCCUCUAUGGAAUUUCAGAAAUCUCAUCACCCAUCGACAUCAACAUCUCCUGUCAACAACAACGGCAACGGCAAGAAGAAAUAUUUGUUAAGUCCACCAACGGCCAUGACAACAUCACGUCAUCAACAACAACGUAGUCGUAGUGUAUCACCUUCUCCUCGGUCACCAUCACCCAAUCGAAGUCGAAGCGUAUCACCUAUGGCUGGUAAAAGUUCACCACUUUCAGGCUAUGUGGAUUCUCGUCCUCGUCAACAACAGCAACAUCAUCAUCAUCAUCAUCGUCUUCAGAAACGUUCGUCAUCUGACUUCCACCAAAGAUCACCUAGUCCUGAUAGAAUGAUACCAUCUUCAUCUCGUUAUCUUAUAUCACCCGAGCAUCAUCCUACGCCUAGACGACAUGCUCAUGAUACAAGACCUUAUCGUAGUAGCAGCAAUACCAGCAUGCGACAAUCCUAUCUUGAUGCAUCAGGGCCCCAUCCAGAUGAUAGAUACUCAGACGACAGUAACAGCGCCAGGAUGAUCAAACGGACAAGAUCCUCUGAAUAUCUUUGUCCAUCAUCUACUCACUAUCCACGUGGACAACAUCCUCCAGCAGUGAUAUCAACUUCAGCAGACACUCUCCAUCAUGGCAAAACAAAUAUGAAGAUAUCAGGUCGCCAUCGGUCUCCAUCUCGUCAACUCUCUGGAAUAAGGUCAACAUCAUUAGAACAACAAAAAUCUACACGACGACAUCGCCGAUUAUCAAAUGCAUCUUCUCAUUCAACGAACAAUGGUACGGAAUACUAUGAGUUGCCACCACCUUUAGCGGCCAAUACAGGUAGAAGAAUGACGGAUCCGAUUUACAUGAUGCCACCUUCAGCCUAUCCUGCAUCAAUAUCAAGAAACCAACGAUCUGGUGAAAGUAGAAGAAGAAGAAAGAAUAGUAAUAAUAGUCACAGACGAAGAACAUCCUAUACCGAAGAUGAAUUGGAAUACGAUGAUUACUAUCAAGAUGGUACAGAUGGUUAUACAAUGUCACCUAAUGGAAUAAAUACAAGACGUUGGUCCUCUUCUUGUCAACAAGUACCACCACCACCUCAACCUUUAUCUAGGAGACGUAGCAAAGUUAGCAUGAAUGCAUUUGAACAAUCCUUGGAUGAUCUUUGUGCUUUUUUCCACCAUCUACCUCGACAUGUUCUUGCCACUUAUUUACAAGAUGCCCAAGGUGAUUUUUUUUUGGCCAAGGACCUUUGUAUGGAUGAUAUUAUGGCCAAUGGUAUAUAAAAUUCUAGUCUAUUGUAGUCGACCCAUUAUUUAAUGUAGCCAUUUUGACAUUAGAAUUAUGAAACAAAAAAAAAGAUUAUUUACUUUUAUGCAUGAAUACAUUAUUUUUACAAUAAAAAAAAUAGAGUGGUAGGAUGUUGGCUUUCUUUUUUUUUUUCUUUGUUUUUUAGGUGAUUUCUUUGAUUUUUUUUUUAAAUGGUGAAAAGUAAUGAUUUCC